Molecule: messenger RNA, 2595 nt
Organism: Centruroides sculpturatus (bark scorpion)
Lineage: Eukaryota; Metazoa; Arthropoda; Arachnida; Scorpiones; Buthidae
Product: probable 3',5'-cyclic phosphodiesterase pde-5
Exons: 1
Coding region: 386-2533 (715 amino acids)
Biological process (GO): signal transduction; negative regulation of receptor guanylyl cyclase signaling pathway
Molecular function (GO): protein binding; 3',5'-cGMP-stimulated cyclic-nucleotide phosphodiesterase activity
Source: RefSeq, a predicted model, not a curated record
GUACGUCAAUACAACUGGGAAAUGCUGUCAAAAUUCAUACACUGGACCUAUUGUAGGUUCCAACCGUAUGUUAACACAGAAAACGAAGCAUCAAUAACCGGCGCAUCAUCGUCUCUGAUAGAGUUUCAACCGGACAUCCCUCAAAUGUAAAUGAGCCAUUCCGAAACUACGACGUCGAGCGCAUUUUAUCCAAUCACGGAAAACUUGACAGCUAGGCAGACUCGGCCAUUAUCGAAAACGGGGGUUUUACUACUAAAAAUUUCGACAACUUCGAGCUUAAAACGAUUAGAAAAUUAAAACCAAAAUCACGUCACUCAACAAUAAGAACUGAUAAUUCGAUUAUUGUUAGAACAAUACUUUAUCAGAGAUCUAGAUAGGUUGGACCAUGUAUUCUCAACGACGUAAAAGUUGGAUAAAGGAUCCAAUCCACGACAUAUCCAACUGGUUGACAAUGAAUCCGGGUGUAAAAAACAAGAACCUAGACGAAACCAUUAUGGAAUAUCUUCACCUUCAUCCCGAUUUAGUGGAGCAAUUCGUUUUAGAGAACGUAACGGUCAAAACAGUGAAAAAAUGGAUAAGAAAUAAAAGCGAGGAAUAUAACUCUGAAGCCAAUCGAUGCGAUUUGAGUACCCCUUUCGAUCUAUCAGAGGACAUGUUGGAACUCGUGAAGCUCGGGGAAACUAAAAAACUGUUGUUAAAGUUUACUCUGGUGCUCCAAGAGGCUGUAAAAGCUGACGACGUACAAGUGGACUUGAAUAAAGUGGAAAUAUCGGAACGUGAAGUGAAUCCCAAUGUCAAAAUCGAAAAAUACAAGAACAAGAAGAUUAUUAAGUUGCGUUUCUGCUCCAGUUAUCCGUAUCACAACUGCAUUAUCGUAUUAAGAAGGCUCGGUAACAGUUUACCCUUCUCUCUGAUUGACGAGGACGUGACACUGUUCCUGUCCAAUUGCUUGGCCACCUGUUUCUUUCUCUACGAAUCUAAGUGCGAAGACGUAAGAGACCAAGUUCUAAGAGAGUUAUUUCCUCAGAUAAGAGCUUUGCUGAUGGAUGUCGACAUGACAAGAAACGUUGCCACCAAGAUAUUAUCGAAAACUCGCCACCUUCUAUCGGCGGACAGGAUUCACCUCUUCGUCUUCGACGACAAGAGAGACGAAUUAAUUGCCGAAUAUUUCGAUUCCGGCAUCGACUUCGUUAUUUCCGAUCUCAGAUGCUCCCUAAACGAGGGAUGCUGUAGCCUUACUGCCAAUAAAGGAAAACCCGUAAGCAUCAGUAACAACGCAGACAAUGAGAAGAUGUUUAAUGAAAUCAAAGCCACGAACGGAAUAGAUGUCAACAAUCUUAUCUGCUGUCCCGUUAAGUGCGACGGGAAUUUACUUGGCAUGUUGCAAGUGCUGAAAGGUUGUUCGUCGCCCUUCAGUGCCACAGACGAGGCGAUUGCCGAGUGCAUGAGUAUUUACUGCUCCUUAGUGUUAUACGUAGCAAAAACACACACUCAUAUACUGGUUAAAGAAAAUAAAAUAGCCGUCAACAAAGAGAUGCUCAAAUACCACAUCCAGCCGUCUCGAGAGGAUUUGGAAUCGUUGGUACAAGAUCCUUACCUGAAAAUAUCGCCACCGGAUAUAGAAUCCAUCGAUUUUGCAUUCACAAAUUACGCGGAACAAGACAUUCCCAAGUUAUUUAUACACAUCGCUAGAAAUAUACUGGGCGAUCAACUGUAUCCUUUGGAUAAGUUAUCAAAUUUCAUCCUUACGGUUAUAGAGAGUUAUCGAGACGUCGCUUACCACAACAUCUUUCACGCUUUCAACGUGACUCACUGUAUAUAUUUAAUGACCAAAGAUGCUAAAGAUAAAUUUUCUGUUUUGGAGAUCAAAGCGUUCCUUGUUGCAUGCAUCUGCCACGAUUCGGAUCACAGAGGAUUUAACAAUAACUUUCUGAUUAUAACCAAUUCUCCUCUGGCAUCUCUCUACGUAAACUCUAUUAUGGAACGUCACCAUUAUCAAAUGGCUCUCAACAUUCUCCAAGACGAGGAAAAUGACGUUUUCUGCGAUCUCUCCAAAGAGGCACGCCAAGAAGUCCUGAAUGACAUAGAGACUUGCAUAUUAGCCACCGAUCUUGCCGUUUUUAGAAGCAAUAAAGACAACCUUCAAUAUUUAAUUGAUAAUGGCGAAUUUGACAUAGAUAACGACGCUCAUAGGAAAUGCCUGAAGAAAGUCAUGAUGAACGGUUGUGACGUAUCUGCCGUGUGCAAACCAUGGCCCGUCCAGCUCGAAAUAGUGAAGGACUUGUACAGGGAAAUGUACGCUCAGGGCGACAUCGAGAAAGAAAUGGGGAUGAAACCAGAUUCGUUGAUGGACAGGGAUUUACAAGAACGCAUCCCGGAAGACCAAAUCAACUUUAUUAAUUACAUUUGUUUGCCUUGUUACGAGCUGGUAGCCAAUUGUUUACCCCAAACGAAAUUCAUUUUGGCAGCUUGCAAGGAGACUAUCAAAAAUUGGAAAGAAACUUACCCCUUUCAAGAGCCAAUUAAAAUUUGACACGUUAAAUAUAAUCAUUUUCAAAAUUCAAUCUGUUUACUUCAAAAACUGAAGUACUGCUA